Molecule: messenger RNA, 5934 nt
Organism: Poeciliopsis prolifica (blackstripe livebearer)
Lineage: Eukaryota; Metazoa; Chordata; Actinopteri; Cyprinodontiformes; Poeciliidae
Product: ceramide kinase-like
Exons: 13
Coding region: 225-1877 (550 amino acids)
Molecular function (GO): kinase activity
Source: RefSeq, a predicted model, not a curated record
CAUCCGGUGGAAAACCGCUAUCUAUCAGUAGAAGAAAGAAAAAGAACAACAACCGAAGCAGGAAUGCGCCUCUCGGAACCAGGUAGCUGCUCCUGAAAAAGCAGCAUAUCUUCGAGAUUUCAACCGUGUCUGAAAGACGAAAAAGACAAAAUGAUCGGGAGGACGUGAUCGGGAAGGGACUGCUGCUGCUUCUUCAGCCGGCUGAAGGAACGAGCUAGACUCCCAUGGAUAGGCCCGGCAGGCUGCUUCUGCUCUCCGAACUCUGCGUCAGGACCGUGGCGUACGAUGUGAGCCUGAGCCGGUCACUGCUGACAUGGAAAAGACGGGCCUCCAGUCCGGUGUACCGCCCAUUCAGAUCCAGCGUGAAUCGCAUUGUGCCCGUGUCAGAGAUCAUCUCAGUCAGAGAGGAACAACGAAUGAAUGGCAGUGAUCAAAAAGAUGACAGCAGCUGGAAGAAGAUCAAAGGUGGAGAUGGAUCGGAUGGCAGGCAGGCCUUCACAGUGUUGUACGUGAAGAGAUCUCGUCAGCACCACUGGCGCUGUGCUGAAGUUACCUUCACAUGUCCAGACGAGGUACUCUGCCAGAACUGGGUCAGGAGUAUCAGAGAGCAGCUGGCCAGCAUCUCCACCAGACCCAGAAAUUUGCUGGUCUACAUCAACCCAUAUGGUGGGAAGCGUCAAGGCAAACGCAUCUAUGAGCAGAAGGUGGCGCCACUGUUUGCUCAAGCUGGGAUCUCUACACAUGUCAUUGUCACUGACCAUGCCAAUCAUGCAAUGGAUCAUCUGAAGACGGACGCUGAGCUCAGCAAGGUUGAUGGUGUGGUGUGUGUGGGAGGAGAUGGCAUGUUCAGUGAGAUCAUGCAUGGUCUGGUGUGGAGGACACAAAUCGACAAUGGUGUAGAUCCAAAUUGUCCUGAUGAAGACCUUUCUCCCUGCUCACUUCGCAUUGGAAUCAUCCCUGCAGGUUCAACAGACUGUAUCUGCUUUGCCACAGUUGGAACCAAUGACCCAGUCACCUCUGCACUCCACAUCAUUGUGGGAGACUCUCAGCCAAUGGAUGUCUGUUCAGUUCACCACCACAACAUGUUCCUGCGAUACUCCGUCUCUCUGCUGGGAUAUGGUUUCUAUGGCGACAUGCUAACUGACAGCGAGAGGAAAAGAUGGAUGGGCCCGGCCAGAUACGACAUCUCAGGGGUGAAAAUGUUCCUGACUCAUCAUUACUAUGAGGGAACGGUGUCCUACCUGCCUGCCAGAGGCAUCAUUGGAACUCCACGAGAUGCAGGCAGAUGUCGAUAUGGUUGUGCAGUUUGUCAGCACAAUGGACAGAUACAGUCAGAGAGAGCUGAGAGGUAUAAGACGAAUCAAGACUCAGAAUGCGCGGAUGACGGAGAGUGGAAGACGAUCCGAGGAAAGUUCUUGGCUAUAAACGCUGCCAGUAUGAGCUGUGCCUGUCCUCGCAGCCCCAAAGGACUCUCCCCUGCUGCUCACUUGGCUGAUGGUACCACUGACCUCAUCCUUGUCAGAAAAUGUUCGCGCUUCAAUUUCCUCAGACACCUCCUGCGACACACCAACAAAGAUGACCAGUUCGACCUGGGCUUUGUAGAGGUCCACCGGGUGGUGGGUUUCCGCUUCACCCCACGCUACUGCCAGAGCGACUCAGAUCUGGAACUGGACCUGCUUGAGAACGGCAAAAGGCAGAUCUUCAGCCACAUUUGCAGAGAUCACCCUGCUUGUGGAUGCACACGCACUAAUAGCACCUGGAACUGCGAUGGUGAGGUCCUGACCCACACAGACAUCGAUGUCAGAGUGCACUGCCGGUUAAUCAAGUUGUUUGCACGAGGGAUUGAAGAGCCUCAGGUGUUUGUGGACCCUGUGUAAUGUAAACCUUUCUCAUUCCCAUCAAAAUGUCUACGGAAACUGGAGCUGUUUCCAGCUGCUGAUAUUAGCUGAACUUAAUAGGCUAGAUGGGGGAAACAGACAAAGCAUUAUGCAAAAACAUCAUUUUUUUCCUUGUGUUAAUGUAUGAACAUAGGCACAUAAAACAAAAGCUCUGAGCGCUAAUGUCCAAAGGAAUUGUGAAAAUGUACGGACCAUCUAGCAAGCUCCUCUGUUGGUUCUCUCAGUUGUCAUCUGCAAGUUAAGAGUAAGCUCUCAUCACAGAAAACUUUAAAAUAAUCUCUAUGAUCAACUAUCUGUGUUAUGUUGGUGGACACAGUCAGUCAAUUAUGAGGUCAAAGUUCAACACCAAAAAGGCCAACAUCCGCCUUCAUCGUAACAGAACUGCACACCAAUGCAGUUUUGUGCACAAGGCAAGACGCACCAAUCAGCUUGGAGAAUGUACUGUACAAUAAAUAUCUCCUGCCUUGUGAUGUGUAGUCCCACCAGCUAGCAGGCCAUUUGCUGUCAUGACAACAGUUGUUCCUGCAUCAAAAACGCUGUAAAAAGCAGAGCGUAGAGAACCGUCCCGUCAGGCUGAUCUUCUGUUCGAUGCACUGAAGAGCUUGACAUCUUUCUCUUGUCUGCACUUGAAAUGUCUGGACCUCACAGAUAAGCAUACAAUCAUACUCGUUUUAGCUGAGCCUCAGAGUCUCCCUCUGCUCACGGUUAUGCAGUUUUUUCUAGAGCCUGAAAGGGAGCAAUGAUGUGCUGGUUUAUAUGUUGUCCACUUGGAAGAAAAGAAAGGAAAAAGAACAGAAAGAAUAAAGGGAUUUCCCACCAGAGUAGUGAUGUAGUGCUCGUAUACCUGUGGUCUCUAACGGAUCACUUGUCCAUACUGAUAUCAGAGUGGGAUUCCAUUGCUUAUGUAAGCAUGCAUCUUGACUGGACUUCUGCCAGAGUCUUGCUGGAAUUAGAAAGAGGCUGUUCUUGGUGAAAUCCUUGAGCCCUCUGGUAAAAAAAAACCUUGUACAAUCUCUCAUUUGUUUUUACAUACCCACUUCUCACCUUUUGACCAUUUGACAACUUAUAACAGACUGAUGACCAGGCUUCAGAAGACAUCAUAACUGACCAAAUGACUUGUUUUCUUGUUUUUCUUCUUGAGAAUCAUUCAGAAAGGACCUCUGUUCCUCACUGUAGGAUCCUGUGCUUUCACAUCCAAAAUCAGUUCUUGAUAUGUCUUGCUGUGGUGCCCUUGUUGCUGUUUUAUUCUUGUUUUUUUUAUCAUGUCAUAUGUUAUCCAUUCACACAGCUAAAAAAUGUUUAGCUGUGUUAAACAGCUUAACAUUUUUUAACACAGCUAAAAAAUGUUUAGCUGUGUUAAUGGAUAAAAUUUUACUAAAAUGUUACUAAAACUUUUUUUUUUCCAAAACUUUCUAAUCACCCUUAUUCUGAAAAUUAAAAAAAACUUCCAGCAUUUCCAGAUCCAGCUUGUUACAUACAGACAGAGCUUAAAACCUCCAAACGAUAAUACAGAGUAACUUUCUCUACACGGCUCAGUUUUCCUGUUAUCUGCUCUCACUCUCUUGCAACUUAAAGGAGCAACAGACAUGUCUUAGAAAACCACUUUGUUUUAAAUACGCUCUCUUACAUUGCUCACUGAAGCUGCAGCCUGGAAAUGCUUGUGGAGCGUGCAUACGCUUACUUGAUAAACAUCAGAUUUUGCAGUUUCUAAUAAAAAGCCAAGAAACGGCUAAUUCCAGAGAACACUGAUCUCAGUAGCACUUUUGCAGCAGAAUAAUCAGCAACUUAUGACCCAUGUUUAAAAAGCAAAACAGGAUUUUGAUAAAACUCUGUAUCAUGAAGCACAUGGUCAUACUUUGUUAAGUCUUUAAACAUACUUAAAAUGAGCCUUUAGAUGUUUGAAGGGUCUCAGGCACCAGCCAAUCGUUCUUCCUAAGUCACAAGACUAGAAGUAGACAACAUGUUCUAAACCAAAUAUGCAAAAUGCAAGUUUUCUGGUCUGUUUCUGUAGCAUUGCUUCAAAUAGUUUUAUUUUCCAAAUGAUCUCAAGCUUAAUGGUGGCUUUGAAAUUGUUCAUAACAGUAAUUGUUAGGAAUCCUUUUGUUUUCAGUCCUUUAACUUUUGUUCAAGGACGAUCACUUUUACUUUGGGUAAAAGUGGUCGUAAACCACAGGUGUACACGCUGUUCAGACUAGACAUAGUCUAAAGAAAUUUAAUUUGGAGAAAAUAUGCGACUUUCUGAACUUCAUGCAUCCAUCCAUUUUCCAACACGCUUAUCCCUGUUGGGGUCAUGGGUGAAGGCCUGGUGACCGUCUCUCACCCGUUGACCGGGCGAGACGUGAGGAGCACCCUGGAUGGGUUGCCAGUCCAUCACAGAGUUUCUCAACUCAUCAACUACCGUUAGCAUUUGCAGCAUUUUUACAAACAGACACUUGGUUCUGAUUUCCAAUUGGAAAUUGGAAUCCCCUGAAUGCUGGGAUGCUAAAAUUCUGAAGAACAAAAUUUUUUAAAUACAGACUUUUUAACGUUGGUUUUGCAUAAAAUGUUAAUUUGUAGCCUUUGUAGCAUGAUUUACUUGGUUCUGUUUUGUUUUAUUAGAAUAAUAAAAUGCAUUGCAAGUAGUGUUUACGAGACAGACUCAUCUGUCUGUCCAGAGUUUGAUAUUCUGAGCUUUCAGAUGACGCGACACUCAGCCUUACGUUGAGAUAAAUUAAGCUGGAAGCAUGAUGUAGCUUAGCACAUCUGUAGACACUGCUGUUGCUGGGCCCAUCAGUCUUUUUUGAAACCUCACGUUACACUAUUCAGUAUCUUUAAGUUUGUCUUUUUUCAACAAGAAAAUGUCAUGCUUGUGUCGGCUUCAAGUAUCCAGCAUUCAGAGGUGAGUAAAGUGUCUGCAGUGUCUCUAGAGAUUAGAUAAUAUUACGUAAUGGAUUAUUUUAUUUGAUUCUGUAGCAAUGCUUCACAUGGCCUAUAUACAUGACUUGUGAAAGCUGUGGGGCUCAACUGAUAGAUUUUUGUAGACAUUCCCAAAACAAAACAAGGUGUGAAAGUCAAACUACACUGUGUUCAUGCUGUGUAUGCUGCAGUGUUAGAUAUAGUAAGACAAUGCUGGAACAUUGUUUUCUCAUGACAUCGCGUCUUUCUGAAACCAAAGGCAGAUGUGGAGUACUGUGACAGGAAACUGAGGAGUACCGCUGGACUGUUUGUCUGUCUGUCUGUUCGUUGGUCAGCAUUUCUAUUUCCUUUGUGCAUAUGUGGAGCUGGACUCUCAGCAAAUAUAAUAGCAAACAGCAGCAGGUCUUUUUGAUUAAGAUCACUAACCAAUCAGAUCUCAGUUUUAUUUAGAAUCGAUCUGUUUUUCACUCUUUCUGACACUUCUCAAAUAAUCAUAAACAGUUUUGGAGGAUGACCUUUUUUUAAGUUGAGUAUUUAUUUCAAAUGUGGCAUGUUGGAAAUAAUUUAUUUCCUGUUCCGUGAUUAAUAGGUAAGAAAUAUUUUAGCAGUCAAAUCCUUCUAAUUGCUACACAACUUUUUGAAAUAUUUUUCAUGGUGUAUUGAUUUCUACAAGUCUCGGAAGCUUCAGCGUUGGAAGGUUUCCUUUCCAACACCCUAAUCUUCCCCUUCCUCCACUGAUUCUCUCAGACUUACAGGUGACUGUCUGCGGUACUUUGAAACAUUAGUGUUGCUGGAUACAAGCAAGCUUCAAUAUUUUUGAUGAACUCAAAGGUCAUGUAGAUUUCACUUCAGAUAUUGAAUUCAUCUGUCAUACUUAUUAUGUUCUGCUGUGUAUUUUUUCAACAGACGUGCAGAAAAACCAUCUUUUAUUUCUGAUUCUUGCUAAGUUCAAACUGAUUAUUAUUUACUUUAUUUUACUGAAGAGAUUAGGAUUUCUAAACGUAGCCUAAAGCCUCUGUUCUUCCUACAAUUUUGUGAUUUUCCGAACGAGAAAAUGUGUUGGAUGGAGCAACUAUAUUCAGUGUGCACAAAUCUUCUCUGCUGUAGUCGCUGUCAUCAGAAAUAAACUCUGUUCAGCUCA